AUGGCUGCCAUAAGUCUCGCAAUUAUCGGAAAGAACAACGAACCUCUUUUCAUCAAAGAGUUUUUUGAUGAGAGUAAUCGCUGCUCGACCAAUUUCCUCUACGAGGAAGAGCUUUUCGGCUUACCACCACCCAAGGAUCGCCCGCCGCCAGCCUGUUCUCUGCGCCAGCAAUUCAUUCUGCAUUCUGCUUUAGAUCGUUUCGAACAACUGGCCGGACCAUCUCCUGGCUAUGCGUGGCGAACAAUCAAUGCUUCGGGGACUGAUGCAAUGUUUGUGGGACUGCUGUGUCCUGUUGACGACCUCCGAGUGUACGGGUACAUGACAACAACGCAAAUAAAAUUUAUUUUGUGUGUCGAAGAUGACGCACUCCCGGAUGAUCAACCAAGUGUCGACGAAAUGAUCAAACGCUUGCUUUUCAAAAUCCACAGGCUUUACGUUGAGCAAACUCUGAACCCUUUCAGUUCCAUGGGUGCUCCAAUCUCGUCUCCUCGAUUUGAAUCGCAAUUGAAAUCCACGGUAACGGCAUACAACCAUGCCGUCGCCCGCUAAAGCAUACGCCUCUGGGUCAGAAGCUGUAUUGUUUAACUGUAAGUUGCGGAGACGAUCGUUCUUCGAUACUACCAGGACAAACACACGUAUCCUAUU
Phaeodactylum tricornutum CCAP 1055/1 is the source of this 645-nucleotide messenger RNA. RefSeq lists its product with no specific name. The record is from RefSeq and is a predicted model, not a curated record. Lineage: Eukaryota; Bacillariophyta; Bacillariophyceae; Surirellales; Neidiaceae. The transcript has 2 exons. The coding region runs from base 1 to 549 and encodes 182 amino acids. Gene Ontology annotation, biological process: endoplasmic reticulum to Golgi vesicle-mediated transport. Gene Ontology annotation, cellular component: cytoplasm; nucleus; TRAPP complex.